CGGUAAUAUCAUCAAUUUAGAUGUUGUUGUGUACCUAAUGUGAGUGACACCCACUCUUAGCGUAAGAACGACUGAGCAUAUCCGCUAGUUCGAAGUCUUCUACGAACGUAUCCUCGACAUUGGCAUCCUGGAAUCUGGAGUCUUCAUAGCCAUAGCGGACCUUGUGGGACGUCGCAGUCUUGAUCGCAUCCUCCCUGAUCUGAUAGAGGCGCACGGCAUCCGUGUAGCCCAACUGUUCAACAUCUUCCUGGUCCAAACCCUCCCCCCGCGUGGCCAGCUCCGUGAACCCUCUGCGCAGCCAGUCUGCGACGUGAUAGUCUCGGGCAAGGACGACACGUCGCACGGCAGUGACUCUGUGGUUAAGUUGCUUGAUGGCGAGAUCACGCGCAUCGAGGAAGCGCCAGAGCGUCGAUAGCUUGAGCACCGAGAUCCACUCGUCCGUCGUCGUGGAAGUCAAGAUCUGGGGGAUAUCCCUGGGAUACAGAACAUUCAGUAAACAAGCGAAAUCCACUUUCUCGAUGCCCUCCAGCACGAAGGGGUGCUCGUCCG
This is a messenger RNA of Mycena citricolor, 549 nucleotides long. NCBI's taxonomy places the organism in Eukaryota, Fungi, Basidiomycota, Agaricomycetes, Agaricales, Mycenaceae. The record is from the annotation of a GenBank genome assembly.